Molecule: messenger RNA, 11751 nt
Organism: Mus musculus (house mouse)
Lineage: Eukaryota; Metazoa; Chordata; Mammalia; Rodentia; Muridae
Gene: Arhgap39
Product: Rho GTPase activating protein 39
Exons: 12
Coding region: 7423-10752 (1109 amino acids)
Biological process (GO): signal transduction
Cellular component (GO): cytoskeleton; nucleus
Source: RefSeq, a predicted model, not a curated record
CAUCUUAACAAGAUUGAAUAUUCAGAAUACAGUAAUUUCUCUAACAAGAGUGAGACUAAAUCAGAAACCAAUAAACAUACCCAGAGAUCUGAAUGUGAUGGCAUACGCCCACAAUCCUAGCUGAGGGAAGGCUAUGGCUGGAAGGUUGCAUGUCCAGUCUGGGCUAUCUAGUGAGACUUUGUCCCCACAACCAAAACAAAAUCUGGAAAUCUGGCAUGUUAUUAAAUAACAUACUUCUAUAUAAUUUGUUAAUCAAAGAGAAAUUCAAGGUAAAUCAGUAAACUGUUUUUAGACUUUAUGUAUAUGGGUGUAUUGUCUAUAUAAUGUCUGUGCACCGUGUGUGUGCCUGAUCCCUGCAUGGGCCAGGGAAGUAUGCUGGGUCUUCUGGAACUGAGUUACAGUCUGUUGUGAGCUGCCAUGUGGAUUCUGGGAACUGAACCCAGGUUUCCUGGGAAAGCAACUUGGCUCCUAACGGUUGAGCCAUCUCUCUAGCCCCCUGGAAGAAGUUGGUGAUGUUGUUUUGGACUGGAAUGAAAAUAUAGUAUGUCCAAAUUGGUAGGGUGUCAUGAGUCAUGAAAGCUGAUUAGAAGUUUUAAGACUAACUUCCAUAUUGGAGUGAAUCUGUAUGUUGAGACAGGGCCAUGUAGUGCAUACUGACCUCAUGUUUUCUGUGUAGCCACAGGUAUCCUCCCAGUGCUGGGGUCACAGGUGCUCACCAAAUGGCCAGAGUGGAAGUUUGUUUGUUUGUUUGUUUUGAGACAGGGUUUCUCUGUAUAGCCCUGGCUGUCCUGGAACUCACUUUGAAGACCAGGCUGGCCUUGAACUCAGAAAUCCGCCUGCCUCUACCUCCCAAGUGCUGGGAUUAAAGGUGUGCACCACCACUGCCUGGCUCUUAAGAUUUAUUUUGAUUUUGUGUAGAUGAGUGUUUUUACCUGUACCACAUCUGCAUUUCCUGAAAAGGUUAGAAGAGGGCAUCAGAGCCCCUUGGAACUCUAGUUAUCAAUAGUUGUUAGCUUCUUUGUAGGUGAUGCAAAUUGAACCCAGGUCCUCUGUAAAAGCAGUUAGUGCUCUUAAACCACUGACCCAUCUCUCUGGUGCCUAGAUUUUUUUUUUUUUAAGGCACAAAUCAUUAAACUCUAUUUCCAUAUUAGUAAAAGGGGCUGGAGAGAUGGCUCAGCUGUUAAGAGCACUGGCUGCUCUUGCAGAGGUCCAUCUUGGGUUCAGCUCUUUGCAUCCACAUGUUGGCUUACAACCAACUAUAACUCUGGUUUCAGGGGAUCUCGAUGCUGAUACCACCUUCUGAUCAAGUGGUGCACAGGUAAAACAUUUACACAUACAAAGCUUUAAGAUCUGAAAAUGUUUAUUUAAGAAAUUACAAGAAUCACAACACCCACAUGUGGUGACCAUGCCUUUAACCCCGAACACUUGGGAAGCAGAGGCAGAGGGGUCUCUAAGUCUGAGGACAUCCUGGGAUACAUAGGCAGAUCCUGUCUCAAACAAAACCAAACCAAAACCCACAAAAAACAUUAAAAGAAAGCAAAUAGUGUGGUAUUAAGUCAAGAAAAAAAAAGUUUAAAAACUGCCUUAUUACCAGUAAAAUUGAUCCAUUUCCAGCCAGAUAGAUUAGAGAAAACCAGAAAAACUGUAAUUUUCAGUAUCAGUGCUGAGCAGUGGGUCACCACAGAAUGUGAAUCAUCACAUAAGAAGCCAUGCAUACCACACAACACACACACACACACACACACACACACACACACACACACACACACACACACUCACACACCUAUAGCCCCAGCUUCAGAAGUAGAUAGAGACAAGAGAAUACAGGGGCUUGGUGGCUUCCAGUGAGCUCUGUGUUGAGAGCAGGUGGAGAAUAAUGGAGAACUCCAAGUGGUUUUUCCUGACCUCUACACUCAUACACCCUGCACUCCCAAACACAUGUGCACACACAUGCAUCUAAAGUAAUCUUUAGAAGCAUGGUGAUGCCUGCCUUUAAUCUCAGGUUUGUAGGUACGGAACACCUGCACAGUCGACACUGAUUCUGGUGUGUGUGUGUGUGUGUGUGUGUGUGUGUGUGUGUGUAGGUCAAAGGACACUUGACAUGAUACUUCUUGCCUUCCCCCUGGCUCGAGACAGCCUCUUGUCAUUCAUUGAGUGUGCCAGGCCAAGUGACACCCUUGGGCUUGUAAGGAUUGUCCUGUCUCUGUCCCUCGUCUCCCUGUGGUUUCUGGGAACAGCAUAAAUCAGGAAGGGUAAUUCAGACUCUUUUUUUUUUUUAUUUUUAAGUAUAUAUUUUAAAUUAGCUUACAAAGGAGUGGAUUACUAUAAGGUCUUUUCGUACAUCCUUAGUUUCAGGUCCCCCUCCUCCACAACCCUCUCCUGUUUCCUCUUCCUGGCCAACAUUCAGCUUAGACCUCUUCAUCCCCAACAUCUCUCCGAUCUACUCUAAUAUCAUGUGCUCUACAGCCCCUCCCCUCCUCCCAUGAGAUGCUUCCUGUCUCAUGGGGCCUUGCUAGUUUCUUAACCCCUGCAGACAUUCCAAAUUAAACAUACAAGUCCAAAAGGUCACAGCGAGGAUUUGCAUAUGAGGAGAAUGUAUGGUGUGUGUCUACUGAGCCAGGGCUGCCUUACUCAGCCUUACUCAGUGUAUUUUCAGUUCUAGCCUUUCUUCUACAAAGUCAUAUGUCUUUAUUCCCCAGUGUACCCACCACAUUUUCAUGGUCCGUUCAUUGGUUACCGGGUGUCCUUGAUUGUGACUGGAGCAGCAGUGAACAUUGCUUGCCAGUGUUUCUCUCUGUAGUUGGAAUCAGAGCCCUCUGGGGGCUAUGCCCGGGUAUGACGUAACCGGGUCACGUGAUAGCUCUAUUUUUAGUUGUGGGUUUUUUUGUUUUGUUUUAUUUUUUGAGAAACCGCCACAGUGAUUUUCAAAGUGACUGUGCCACUUUAGAUUCCCACCAACAGUGGCCACGUCUUUUCUCCCACAUCCUUACCUGCAUUUCUUGUCACUUGUUCUCGAAAUGACAGUCUUUCUGACAAAGGUUAGAAAAAUCACCUGAAAUGUCAAUACUUUGCAUUUCUCUGAUGGGCAAGAAUGUUGAACACUUGUAAAAACUAUUUACUAACAAUUUGUAUUUCUGGGGCACCCAUGUCAGGUGGCUCACAACCUUCUGUAACUCCAUCUCCUCUGUCCUCCUGCACUCACACAUACAGAUUCACAUGCGAGCGCUCUCGCUUGCUUUCUCUCUCUCAUCCAUACCACAUACAAUUUAAAUUAGUAAAAUUAGAAAUUUAAAAGCACUUUGUCUUUCUUCUUGGGUUGUGCCAGCCGAAGAAGAUAUAUGCAUAAGUCUGUGCAUAGAUCUUGGAGUGCUUUCUCUCCUUUCCCUCUAGCAGUUGCAGACUCUUAGAGCUGAGUGUUGAUCCGUUUAGGGCUGAGUGUUGUCCGGGGUGAAAGGAAGGCCCAGUUUCAUUCCUCUCCGGCCUCUGCCCAGUGUCCCCAGCACUGCUGGUGACGAGACUGGUUUCUCCUGUGUGUGCAAAGACCAGUGGCUUUAGUUCCAUGGCCUUCUCUCUGGCUCCCUGAUUCUGUUCCAUUGAUCUAUGUGUGCGUCUGAUUUUGUGUUAGUGCCAUGCUAUUUUUAUUACUAUCACUCUUUAGUACAGCUUGAAAUCAAGGACGGUUAUCAUCCAGCACACCCUUUUGUUUAGGAUUGCUCUGGCUAUCUAAACUCUCUUGUGCUUCCAUAUGGAUUUUAAUAUUGUUCUCUCUGUGCUGAGAUGAGAGGGUGUUAGUAUUUAAUGGGGAUUGCACACAGUAUGUCAGUUGCUGUCAGAUGGCUGUUUUUCCGGAUACUCCUGCCCCUGAGCAUGGAGCUUUCCUUUUCUCUCUCAUGUCUUUCCCCUUCUUCAGUGCACUAAACAUUUCGUGUUGACAUCUUUCUCCUCCUUGAUUAGCUUUCUUUCAAGGUUUGUUUCAAGGCCGUUGUGAAUGAAAUUGUUUCUCUUAUUUCUUGAUGUAUUUGGCAUUGGUUACAAAGGCUGUUGUCUCUUUCACUAGCGUUGUGAAAGUGUUUGUGAAUUCUCGGGGUCUUCUGCAUAAAGACUCAGCUCACCUGCAAAUAAGCAGACUCUGACAUCUUUCUUUCCUAUUUAUGUCCUUUUUGUUAUCUUCUCUUGUUUGACUGCUUUAACUACCAUUUCCUGUACAAUAUUGAAUGUAAGUGAAGAAAAUGUAUACCCUUUUCUUGUUCUUUUUUUUUUUUUUUUUUUUUUUUUGGUUGUUUGAGACAGGGUUUCUCUUUGUAGCCCUGGAUGUCCUGAACUCACUUUGUAGACCAGGCUGGCCUCCCUUUUCUUGUUCUUGAUUUUAAUGGGACACUUGGUGUUCUCACUGUUUAAUUGUGUGUUAGCCAUAGGCUGUGUGUAUAGAGCCUUUGUUAGGUUGAAAAGUCCUUCUCUUUGGAGUUUCUUAAGAACUUUUUUCAAGAAAAGAUGUUGGAAUUUUUGUCAAAAACCUUUUCUUCCUCUAUCAAGUUGAUCAUAUGGAGCUGGGGAUUUAGUUCAGUGGUAAAGUGCUUGCUGGGCCCUGGAUUUGGUCCUCAGCUCGGAAAAGGAAAAGAAAAAGGAAAAAAAAAAAGGAAAAAGAUUAUAUGAUGUUUGUCCUUGAUAGCUUCCAUUUAUUGGUUUACAUCUGUUGAACUACCCCAGGCUCUGUGGGAUACAGCAUGGUCUUACCUUCUGCUGUGCUCCUUACCGUGUGUGUCCUGAGCACCUCGCCUCUCGGAAAGCUGACAGGGACUGUGAGAGCGUGAGGAAAGGAUAGAUGUGUAGGAACACUGGGCUCAGGUGGGCCUGUUGGUUAUGUGCAACACUGUGGAGGAGUUAGCUGGUCCCCAUAGGCCACCUCUGUUGGUGCCACUGUAGCCUCUUGGAGGGGGACACUGGGACGCUAGGACACUGGGCUUGCUAGUGUUUGCACCACUGGUCAGUUGUUCAUAAAAACUCACACUUGGACCAGAGGAAGCUUUGCCAUUCCAAGCCUGACCCAAGGAAGGCAUUGGCUCUCAGCACAGUCGUACCGUGCCAACAAUACAUUCACUCGGGAUUUUACCCAUUCUUUGCCUACCCAGUCAGAAUUUUUCAGCUCCCCACAGUUCUUGAAUUCAAUUUGCAAGUAUUUUUGUUGAGACUAUUUGCAUCUCUGCUCACCAGGGAAUUGGUCUAUAAUUUUCCUUUAUUGAUGAUGUUGCUAGUGUCUUUCCUAGCUUUAUAAAAAGAGCUUGGUUAUAUUCCAUCCAGUCCUCUUCCAUUUCAUAACCAGUGUGGUAUUGGCGGUGUGGUGGUGGGCGAGGCUGCCUUCUAGCUUAUGAACUAGUUUGAGAAGCACAGGCGUUACUUUCUCUUUCUCUUUGCUAAAUUGCCCAGUGGAUCUUUCUGGGCCAGAACUUUUUUUAGUUAGCGCAUUUUUAUUUUUUAUUAAUUUUUAUUUAUGUGUAUAGGAGUUUUGCCUACAUGUGUGUAUACCAUAUGAAGUGCCCAUUGAGGCCAGAGAAGGGCAAUGAGCUCCUUGCAGAGUAGCAAAUGGUUACCAGCUGCCAUAUGGGCACUGGGAAUCAAACUAGGUCCUCAAAAACAGCAGCCAGGGCUCUAACCACUGGGCCAUCUCUCCAGCCUUCUUAUAGAGCUGCUUAAAUAUUUCAUCUCAGUUUACAUUUGUUAGGUGAUAUAACUAGAAAUUUAUACUUUUUAAAUAGUUCCAGUUUAGUAGAAUAUAUGUUUAUGACCUAGUGACUUUCUAAAUUUUAUUUUUCUUUGUUAUAAUAGCUUUUCUUUUUUCUUCUUUCUUCCUUUCUCUCUUUCUUUCUUUCUUUCUUUCUUUCUUUCUUUUUUUUUUUUUUUUUUUUUGGUCUCCCAAAUACUUGGAUUAUAAGUGUGUGCCACCUUACCUGGUUUACCUGGUAAUUAGAACCUUUUUGAAUUUGUCCUUAAAUUAGCAGUUAAUAUCCAUGGAAUAUCCCUGGUUUGAGGGAAGGCAUAAAUCUAAUGCCAUCUGGGAGUCGGUAAAGAGUAAGACAGAACCCCAGUAGUAUUCUGUUCGCCGUGGCUGUUUGUGUGUGGUGGGGAUGGGGGGUGAGGGACCUGAAUACAGAGCCUGUAGCACUGUGAGCUUCCUGGAUCAGCACCGUGUAAGCAGCAGCGCCCUGGCUGGAGACAGCGAAUGGCCCCUGAUCCCCUCCUGGCACUGUUGAGUCCUGAGCCUGUCAGAUCUGAUUCUAAUACAGCCACAAGUGCUUCUCGGGUUUUUAAAAGGAAACCCUAGUGUGUGUAUGGGUUCACUUCCUGCUACGGAGUUGGUGUGCACUUGGCAUCCCUCACUGUUGCCAUUGCCACAGUGGCCUCUGUGAAGUGGUCAGGUCGAUGCAUGUGUCCUCCUUUGGGGCCCUUCAGCCCCAGCACUGGGAUGUAAGUGCUCUUCUUGCCCUUGCCAGCACUUGGUAGUUGUUGUCUUUCCCGUUUGCUGAGUGCUCAUGUCACACGCCUUUAAGAGCACUUCCUGAGGAGUGAAAUGGAGCCGUCUCCAUGACUGCCGUCUGCACUGUCUACUCGCCCCUUCUUUAUCAUUGUAUCAGCAGCAUUGGCUUAUGUUUAGUGUGCCCGUUAUCAGAUCACACACGCCAUAGCUGGACACACUAUAUAGCAAACGCCUCCCAUUUUGGAUUUGCAUUUUUCUUCCUCCUCCUCUUCUUCCUCUCCUUCCUCCUCCUCCUUCUUUUACUCCUCCUCCUCUUCUUCUUCUUCCUUUCCCUCUCCCCCAACCCCCCUUCUAGGAUCUCACUUUGUAGCCUUGGCUGGCCUGGAACUCACUCUGGAGACCAGGGUUCUCUGCCCCCUAAAUGAAUGCACCACCACACCUAGCCUGUUCUUGGUUUCUUGAUAAGUAGAUAUCUUCAAUCUUAAUUUUAUCACAGUCGAAUUCACUAUUUUUUUUUCCUCUGGGAGCUGGUUUUGUGACUGUCUCAGAGAUCUGACCCCGCUAUAAAACCCAGCAUUCUCUGGUUUUCCUAAAAGUUCAUUUUGUUUUUUCAGCCUUCACAUUUAUAACAUGGAUGGCUUUUUAUCUUGGAUGAGCAUAGGCUCAGGGGUCCCUUUCCAUGUGUUUUCUCAACAGCACAAUCUGCCUGUGAGAGAGCCUGUUCACUGUCACAGGAAUCUGUGUAUGCCUUGCGUGCCUGAGUUCCACUGUGCAUGAGGCCAUACCCUGUGUAUGUUGUGCCCAGCUUCAUCUCCACAGUAACUUCCCCAUAUGCAGCAUCCUGUGCUGGGGCCAGACGUCAUCCACGGUGUGGCCUCUUCCUGUGUGAUGCUGGAGGAGGCAACCUGAUGAUCCUCUGACAACUGUUCACGUCAGCACUAAGGAAGCAGAUGGCAAUGUCACAGGCACAGGAUUAUGAAUGCAGAAGCCAUCAUGUCGAUGAGCAGGAGCCCAGGAUUCCGGGGUCGAGUACCAGGUUGGAGUGGGUGGAGAUUAUCGAACCACGCACGCGCGAACGUAUGUAUGCCAACCUGGUCACCGGAGAGUGCGUGUGGGAUCCACCAGCCGGUGUGCGCAUCAAGCGCACCAGCGAGGACCAGUGGUGGGAGCUCUUUGACCCCAAUACAUCACGCUUCUACUACUACAGUGCUGCUUCCCAGCGCACCGUGUGGCAUCGCCCACAGAACUGCGACAUCAUUCCUCUGGCCAAACUGCAGACGCUGAAACAGAACACUGAGUCUCCUCGUGCCUCUGCGGACAACAGCCCAGGGAGGGGCAGCCGUGAUGGUAGCACUGGCUCCUCGCUGGAGCCAGAGCUGGAAGAAAGGACACAGGAGCUGCCAGUUCGCAGUGGGCGGGCAACAACCUUGGUCACGUCAAAGGAGGAUACUAGCAGUUGUUCGCCACCAGGUGUGCUCCUGGAGAAGGACUAUGAGGUAUACCGGGAUUACAGUGCCGACGGCCAGCUCCUUCACUACAGGACCUCCUCACUGCGAUGGAACUCUGGUAACAAGGAACGCAUGCUCAUCAAGGUUGCCGACCGUGAACCCAGCUUCCUCACUCCCCAGGGCAAUGGCUAUCCCGCAGACAACCAACCAGGGGGCCAUCACCGCAGACCAUCUGGCAGCCAGCACUCACCUAACCUGCAGACCUUUGUCCCUGACACUGAUGGCACUGUCUUUUUUCCAGAGAGGCGGCCCUCACCCUUCCUAAGGAGGGCUGAGCUCUCUGGGAACUGUUCUCCACUGCUGAUACAGCCCCGGAAACCCUCCAGUGACUCACAGCCCUCCUCCCCUCGCUAUGGUUAUGAACCCCCACUCUAUGAGGAGCCUCCAGUGGAAUACCAGGCCCCUAUUUAUGAUGAGCCCCCCAUGGACGUGCAGUUUGAAGCCAACAGCCCUUACCAGACAGGCUCACCACAGAGGUCCCCAGGCCGAAAGCCCCAUCCAUUCCUGCAAACUACCAAACAGACCCCAACAUCACCCUGCCAGCAGCUGAUGCGCACCAAGCAAAAGUGCCCUGAGCGUUUUCUGAGCCUGGAAUAUAGUCCUGUGGGCAAGGAGUACGUGCGGCAGCUGGUGUAUGUGGAGCAAGCAGGCUCCAGCCCCAAGCUUAGAGCUGGGCCCAGGCACAAGUAUGCACCCAACCCAGGCGGGGGCACCUACUCCCUGCAGCCCAGCCCCUGCCUGCUGAGAGACCAGCGCCUGGGGGUCAGGUCAGGAGACUACAGCACCAUGGAAGGGCCCGAGUCACGCCCAAGCCAACCACCCACACCACUGCCCCAAGCCCAGGAGGAUGCCAUGUCCUGGUCCAGUCAGCAGGACACCAUGUCUUCCACAGGCUACUCCCCGGGCACUCGCAAGAGAAAGAACAGAAAACCCUCUCUGUGCCAAGUCCCUAGCACCUCGUCCACUGAUGGUGCUGGGGGCCUGCUAGGAGAACAGCCUCUGACUGAAGAGCGCUCUCCAUGCAGGGCCAGCCUUACCCCAGUAAAGGCUGAGGCCGACCUAGUCCGAGGCACACCUGAGCCCUUCCUGGCACAGGCCCGGUUAGCCUGGGAGGCACAGCAAGCCCACUUCCACAUGAAACAGAGGGGCAGCUGGGACUCCCAGCAAGAUGGCUCAGGGUAUGAGAGUGAUGGCGCUGUCCCACUGCCCAUGCCUGGGCCUGUGGUGCGAGCAUUCAGUGAGGAUGAGGCGCUGGCGCAGCAGGACAGCAAACACUGGAAGCGGAGCACCUUUGACAAGCUUGGCUUCCCUCAGAUCCUGCUGGAGAAAAGCGUCUCUGUGCAGACCAACCUGGCCUCACCGGAGCCCCACCUCCACCCCUCACAGUCUGAGGACCUUGGUGCCUGCGCCCAGUUUGAGAGCAGCCGACAGAACCGAAGCGCAAUGCCCAGCUCCAGCUGUGUCUUCCCCACAUUCACGCUGCGGAAGCCCUCCUCAGAGACGGACAUCGAGAACUGGGCCUCCAAGCACUUCAACAAGCACACCCAGGGGCUCUUCCGGCGCAAGGUGUCCAUAGCUAACAUGUUGGCCUGGAGCAGUGAGUCCAUCAAGAAGCCCAUGAUUGUGACUAGUGACCGGCACGUGAAGAAGGAGGCCUGCGAGAUCUUCAAGCUAAUCCAAAUGUAUAUGGGGGACAGGCGCGCCAAGGCAGACCCACUGCACGUAGCCCUAGAGAUAGCCACCAAAGGCUGGAGUGCACAGGGCCUGCGGGAUGAGCUGUAUAUCCAGCUGUGCCGGCAAACCACAGAGAACUUCCGCCUAGAGAGCCUGGCCCGUGGCUGGGAGCUCAUGGCCAUCUGCCUGGCUUUCUUCCCACCAACCCCCAAGUUCCACUCCUACCUAGAGGGCUAUAUCUACCGGCAUAUGGACCCUGUUAACGACACCAAAGUGACACAGCACAUAAAAGAGCUUCUGGAAAGAAACAGUAAGAAGAAGUCCAAACUGAGAAAGAAACCCAAGCCUUAUGUUGAAGAGCCAGAUGGGGUGGCAAUAAGCACCUAUGCGAAGUACUGUUACCACAAACUGCAGAAGGCAGCUUUGACUGGGGCCAAGAAGGGCCUGAAGAAGCCUAAUGUGGAGGAGAUCCGACAUGCCAAGAACGCAGUGUUCAGCCCAUCCAUGUUUGGCAGUGCACUGCAGGAGGUGAUGAGCAUGCAGAAAGAGCGCUAUCCUGACAGGCAGCUGCCCUGGGUACAGACACGGCUCUCCGAGGAGGUCCUGGCACUCAACGGUGACCAGACAGAGGGUAUCUUCAGGGUCCCUGGGGACAUUGAUGAGGUGAAUGCCCUCAAGUUGCAGGUGGAUCAGUGGAAGGUGCCUACAGGCCUGGAGGAUCCCCAUGUCCCUGCAUCGCUGCUGAAGCUGUGGUAUCGGGAGCUGGAAGAGCCCUUGAUUCCUCAUGAAUUCUACGAACAAUGCAUUGCGCACUACGAGAGCCCGGAGGCUGCUGUGGCCGUGGUGCACGCGCUACCGCGCAUCAACCGAAUGGUGCUGUGCUACCUCAUUCGCUUCCUCCAGGUGUUCGUGCAGCCAGCCAACGUAGCCAUCACCAAAAUGGACGUCAGCAACCUGGCUAUGGUGAUGGCACCCAACUGCCUGCGCUGCCAGUCGGAUGAUCCUCGCGUCAUCUUCGAGAAUACACGAAAGGAGAUGUCCUUCCUUCGAGUGCUCAUUCAGCAUUUAGAUACCAGCUUCAUGGAGGGCGUGCUAUAGCACGCGGGCUAUGGACGCCUGCUAGGGUGACACCCGGGAAGGUGGGAGGGAAGGCCCCAGCGCGAGGCAGCAUGCCAGGCCCCGCCAGACGCCGGCCCCGCCCUAGGCCCUCCCGGGGCCAAGCAGCCGCGCCAUAUCUCGCGGCCAGUUCCUGCAGGUACCGGCUCGCCCUGCCAGUCGCAAGCCAGCCCCGAGAAGUGCCUUCUGUUUCCCGGAGCCGAGCGACACUGCCCUCCUGGUCGGCUGAAGCACAUACCGCGUUGCUCAGGGCAACAGGACCUUGUCCCCUCUUCAGGGCAAUCCUCCACCAAGGCACUCUCGCCCUGAUCCCUCCCACCCUAGUCUAGGGGCCUCUGGCUGGGGCCAGAAGGAGAGUUAGAGGCGUUCUGGAGAGCUGUGCUGGCCACUACUAGGACUUGGCUCCGUCGGCUCGAUGCCUAAUAGGUCUUUGUGCAAGGGGAGGCCCCAAACCAAAGCCCUCUGGGUUAGGGCCAGGGCUAGGCAGGCUUUCUUGGGGCGGGUGAGGGAGGGCGAGAGGUUUUUUGUUUUUUGACUACAGAAUCUAUCCGAUACCCAGCCUACUUGUGUAUAAAGAUAUAAAUAGAACGACAGAACUAAGUUUGCUAAGGACAUAGUUUUAACCAGAUGCUAUUUAGCUCUUGAACUGCCAUUGCGGUCCUCGCGCUGAGCAAGUUAGCACCACCCUCCUUUGACCUCGCGGCCUCUGACCAAACUCCACACACGGGCGGCGCGUGGAUGAGACCUGCCUGGACUCGUUUGCGUUUUCCAUUCUGGAAUCUGAGUUCCAACAGUUGUCAAACUUCAUUUCUCCUGUUUAUAUAUAUAUAUUUUUAGAGUUUUUAUUUAUUAAAAACAAAAGUCCCGUCAUGCGGAGGUCCUGGCCUCUCUCUCCAGGGCCUCUCGGCCGCAGGCGCUCCCUCGUACGUGUGGCUCGAGGGGACAGUGCUCCGUGUGAAUAAAGUUCAAGUGCACACUCGC